GCCCCUUUCUUCCACACCCCACUAUUUCUGGCCCCCACCGUACCUGCCUUCUGCCAUGGAUCGCUUUGGGUUUGGCAGAUGUCAGCUGGAAGUGGUGCCCACCUCCCCUUGGAGAUGCACUAGGACGCACUUGCAUGUGUCAGAAGGUUCUCUCGGGAGAAGGGAGGUCAUCGCUCUUUGGUAUAUGUGUGUUGGUGACUUUGAAAUCUGAAGGACCUCUGCAUUGUGGAUCAAAGUCUCCAUCUUUGUCAAUUAGGAAAUGGACCGCUUAGGCUCCUUUAGCAAUGAUCCUUCUGAUAAGCCACCUUGCCGGGGCUGCUCUUCCUACCUCAUGGAGCCUUAUAUCAAGUGUGCUGAGUGUGGACCACCUCCUUUUUUUCUCUGCUUGCAGUGCUUCACUCGUGGAUUUGAGUACAAGAAGCAUCAAAGUGAUCAUACUUAUGAAAUAAUGACAUCAGAUUUUCCUGUUCUUGAUCCCAGCUGGACAGCCCAAGAAGAAAUGGCCCUUUUAGAAGCUGUGAUGGACUGUGGCUUUGGAAAUUGGCAAGAUGUUGCCAAUCAGAUGUGCACCAAGACCAAGGAGGAGUGUGAGAAGCACUAUAUGAAGCAUUUUAUCAAUAACCCUCUGUUUGCGUCUACCCUACUGAACCUGAAGCAAGCAGAGGAGGCAAAAACUGCCGACACAGCCAUUCCAUUUCACUCUACAGAGGACCCUCCCCGACCUACCUUUGACUCUCUGCUUUCUCGAGAUAUGGCAGGAUACAUGCCAGCUCGAGCAGAUUUCAUUGAGGAGUUUGACAAUUAUGCAGAAUGGGACUUGAGAGACAUCGAUUUUGUUGAAGAUGACUCGGACAUUUUACAUGCUCUGAAGAUGGCUGUAGUAGAUAUCUAUCAUUCCAGGUUAAAGGAGAGACAGAGGCGGAAAAAAAUUAUAAGAGACCAUGGAUUAAUCAACCUUAGAAAGUUUCAGUUAAUGGAACGGCGGUAUCCCAAAGAAGUCCAAGACCUAUAUGAAACAAUGAGGCGAUUUGCAAGGAUUGUGGGGCCAGUGGAACAUGACAAGUUCAUUGAAAGCCAUGCAUUGGAAUUUGAACUCCGAAGGGAAAUCAGGAGGCUCCAGGAAUACAGGACAGCAGGCAUUACCAAUUUCUGUAGUGCCAGAACCUACGAUCACCUCAAGAAGACACGAGAGGAAGAGCGCCUUAAACGCACCAUGCUCUCCGAAGUUCUGCAGUACAUCCAGGACAGCAGCGCCUGCCAGCAGUGGCUCCGCCGGCAAGCUGACAUUGAUUCUGGCCUGAGUCCAUCCAUUCCAAUGGCUUCAAAUUCAGGAAGACGAAGUGCACCACCCUUGAACCUCACUGGCCUCCCUGGCACAGAGAAGCUGAAUGAAAAAGAAAAGGAGCUCUGUCAGAUGGUGAGGUUGGUCCCGGGCGCCUACUUAGAAUACAAAUCUGCUUUAUUGAAUGAAUGUAACAAGCAAGGAGGCUUGAGACUGGCACAGGCAAGAGCACUCAUCAAAAUAGACGUGAACAAAACCCGGAAAAUCUAUGAUUUCCUCAUCCGAGAAGGACACAUCACAAAAGCCUGAGGCUCCGUGGGCUUGGGAUCAGAAGUCACAAGUUUGGAAUGUGGUGGGCCAAAAGACAGUAGAAGCAUUCUGGAGAGUCAGUUUUGAGUUUAAUUCUCAUUGUAAAAAGAGGAGAACAAAGGAAACCUUAAGUUGUAUUGAUGUCUACUUCUCCACUCUGUUUCAAAACACUCCUCUGGUAUUGUGCUGCAGUUCUGUGCUAGAUUAGCUAUUAUUAAUUGUGAGUGGGCAUUCAUUCCUAACACCUCUUGUAAGUAAAACAAGAACUGUAGUAUCUCACGUCACAGUGUUGGUAGAAAUAGAACUAAACCACAAUCUUAGUCCCAGGAAUCCAGCUCAGACCCUUGCACUUGGGAGGUUGUUUUUCUGGCUAUUUUGCCUUCAAACAUUUCAGACAGGUUUAAAAUAAAGAGCAUGAGAAGGCUUCCUUUUUCUGUCUAAGGAUUUUUUAAACCAACAACUUAGGUUUUUGAGCCAGUGGGAGAAAAACCACCCUGCACCCGCCAGGGUCUUGUCCCAAGCUGCAUUUUUAUCUUUAAUGUCUGGUUUUGUACUUCAUAGUCUGACUAUCUAAUCUUCAGUAGACUUUUGAGGAGGUGGCACCGGAUGUAAAAUGUCUCUGUUAUUUUUAGAAUUAAUGGAUUAAAAUGUUUUGCUGUUU
Molecule: messenger RNA, 2252 nt
Organism: Condylura cristata (star-nosed mole)
Lineage: Eukaryota; Metazoa; Chordata; Mammalia; Eulipotyphla; Talpidae
Gene: TADA2A
Product: transcriptional adaptor 2A
Exons: 16
Coding region: 260-1591 (443 amino acids)
Biological process (GO): chromatin remodeling; regulation of transcription by RNA polymerase II
Cellular component (GO): SAGA-type complex; nucleus
Molecular function (GO): protein binding; transcription coactivator activity; chromatin binding
Source: RefSeq, a predicted model, not a curated record